UUUUAGGAAGGGAGGGGAAAUCAAUCUCUCCCAUCCUUUCUUUUCAGUAAUGCUAAGGGAGGUGGAAGAAGUUUAAGAGCAGCAAGGGCUCCGUGAAGAAGGCGGGAAGCUUUCAGAGGGCAGGAAGCGGGGCUGGGUAGCCGGCUUUGUCCAAUGCCAAGUCCAGCAGAGGUGGAGCUUCUGGCAGAGUCUGUGCAUUCGCAACACACCGAUACUGCAGAGUCCUGCCUGGUCCUUUCCCGGACAGAGAGCUGCUUGCAUCUCUUGCCCCUCGGCCUCAUAUAGCCUGAGAUACUGGAAGCGGCACCUGGAGGCUCAGUAGGCCAGGCAGGAGUUGACAGAGAGAGAGCGCGCGCGUGUGCGUGUGUGUGUGUGUGUGUGUGUGUGUGUGUGUGUGUGUGUUUGCGGGGUGGGGGGCCGUCUGGUGAGAGGCUUCGGCUCAAUAACGUAAGGGGUUGGGCAGCCCACGUGACUCUAGGAGGGCGGAGACCAGCUAGCUGGAGGGAGGACUGACAGGCCGCGGGGAGGGUGCGGGGUAGACGGGGCAAUCUGCAUAACCGAGGAGCUGUUCCGCAGCAGCGGCUGCCUGCUGCCUUCCUUUGGCGCCACCAGCCAGCAUCACAGGAGGCAGGGCCGGGCGCUGUAAGUGCGGACGGCCAGCCAUCAACCCCGGCAGCCAGGUCAUCGCCUCCAGCCCUCCGACAUUCAUUCCCAGGAGAAGUCUGCCCUGGGGACCUCUCGACCUUUCCUAAAAGGGAGAUCCCUGGUCACUAGAUGAGUUCCAGAAGCAUCCACUAAGGCUUCUGCAGCCCUCUGCCAUCAGUUGAUCUUCACCACAACCCAUCUCGCUCAGGAUGAGUGGCUUCCUCGCCUCCCUGGACCCCCGGCGAGUGCAGUGGGGGGCUGCCUGGUACGCCAUGCACUCCAGGAUCCUGCGCACCAAACCGGUGGAGUCCAUGCUAGAGGGAACUGGGGCCACCACAGCACAUGGCACCAAGCUAGCCCAGGUGCUCACCACCGUGGACCUCAUCUCACUCGGAGUUGGCAGCUGCGUGGGCACUGGGAUGUACGUGGUAUCUGGCCUGGUGGCCAAGGAAAUGGCAGGACCCGGCGUCAUCGUGUCCUUCAUCAUUGCAGCCGUUGCAUCCAUAUUGUCGGGUGUCUGCUAUGCAGAGUUUGGAGUCCGCGUCCCCAAGACCACCGGGUCGGCCUACACCUACAGCUAUGUCACCGUCGGGGAGUUUGUGGCGUUUUUCAUCGGCUGGAACCUGAUCCUGGAGUACCUGAUUGGCACCGCGGCCGGCGCCAGUGCUCUGAGCAGCAUGUUUGACUCACUGGCCAACCACACGGUCAGCCGCCGGAUGGCGGACAGCGUGGGGACCCUCAACGGCCUGGGGAAAGGAAAACAAUCAUACCCGGACCUUCUGGCUUUGGUGAUCGCAGUCAUCGUCACCAUCAUUGUCGCACUGGGGGUGAAGAAUUCUGUGGGCUUCAACAACGUACUCAAUGUGCUGAACCUGGCAGUGUGGGUGUUCAUCAUGAUUGCAGGCUUCUUCUUCAUCAAUGGGAAAUACUGGUCUGAGGGCCAGUUCUUGCCCCACGGCUGGUCAGGGGUGCUGCAAGGAGCAGCCACAUGUUUCUAUGCGUUCAUUGGCUUUGACAUCAUCGCCACCACUGGAGAGGAAGCCAAGAAUCCCAACACAUCCAUCCCUUAUGCUAUCACUGCCUCCCUGGUCAUCUGCCUGACAGCAUAUGUAUCCGUGAGCAUGAUCUUAACUCUGAUGGUGCCAUAUUAUGCGAUUGACACGGAAUCCCCGCUCAUGGAGAUGUUUGUGGCUCGUGGGUUCUAUGCUGCAAAAUUCAUAGUGGCCAUCGGGUCGGUUGCAGGACUGACAGUCAGCUUGCUGGGCUCCCUCUUCCCAAUGCCGAGGAUCAUUUAUGCCAUGGCUGGCGACGGGCUCCUUUUCAGGUUCCUGGCUCACGUGAGCUCCUACACAGAGACCCCAGUGGUGGCCUGCAUUGUGUCGGGGUUCCUGGCGGCUCUCCUCUCCCUAUUAGUCAGCCUGAGAGAUCUGAUUGAGAUGAUGUCCAUCGGCACCCUCCUCGCCUACACCUUGGUCUCUGUCUGCGUCUUGCUCCUUCGAUACCAACCAGAAAGUGACAUCGACGGGUUUGUCAAGUUUUUGUCUCAGGAGCACACAAAGAAGAAGGAGGGCAUUCUGGCUGACUGUGAGAAGGAAGUUGGCUCUCCUGUGAGUGAAGGGGAAGAGUUUUCCGGCCCAACCACCAACACAUGUGGGGCUAAGAACUUACCAUCCUUGGGAGACAACGAGAUGCUCAUAGGGAAAUCAGACAAGUCGACCUACAACGUCAACCACCCAAACUACGGCACCGUGGACAUGACCACAGGCAUAGAAGCUGAUGAAACUGAAAACAUUUAUCUCAUCAAGUUAAAGAAGCUGAUUGGGCCCCGUUACUACACCAUGAGGAUCCGGCUGGGCCUUCCAGGCAAAAUGGACCGGCCCACAGCAGCUACAGGGCACACGGUGACCAUCUGCGUGCUUCUGCUCUUCAUCCUCAUGUUCAUCUUCUGCUCCUUCAUCAUCUUUGGUUCCGACUACAUCUCAAAGCAGAGCUGGUGGGCCAUCCUUCUGGUCAUUCUGAUGGUGCUGCUGAUCAGCAUCCUGGUGUUUGUGAUCCUGCAGCAGCCAGAGAACCCCAAGAAGCUGCCCUAUAUGGCUCCCUGUCUCCCCUUUGUGCCUGCCUUUGCCAUGCUGGUGAACAUCUAUCUCAUGCUAAAGCUCUCCACCAUCACGUGGAUCCGGUUUGCGGUCUGGUGCUUUGUGGGUAUGCUCAUUUAUUUUGGGUACGGCAUCUGGAACAGCACCCUGGAAAUCAGCGCCCGAGAAGAAGCCCUGCACCAAAGCACGUACCAGCGUUACGACGUGGACGACCCCUUCUCGGUGGAAGAAGGUUUCUCCUAUGCCACAGAGGGCGAGAGCCAGGAGAACUGGGGCGGGCCUGCCGAAGACAAAGGCUUCUAUUACCAGCAGAUGUCAGAUGCACAGGCAAACACCCAGACGAGCAGCAAGGCGAAGAGCAAAAGCAAACACAAACAGAACUCAGAGGCCCUGAUUGCCAAUGAUGAGUUAGAUUACUCUCCAGAGUAGGAGCAAACACGCAAGAAAUGUGUAGAAAUGAUGGUGAUUUAUUUUCAGUAACUUAACCUGUGGGCUAGAAGGUGGAAACGUCUUUGGCUCUCAUUGCAAAAACCCAGCCUUCCCCAAAGUCAGUCCCCAGUCAUAGCCUGUCAUUUGCCACUUCUGCUCUUCAGGAUGGUUCUGUCGAAGGGCUUAACCCAGGUCCCAUAGCUGGUCCCCUUGUAAGAAACAAAAACAAAAAAGCUAAACAAGAAGCUACAAGAAGUUCUACCUUAGGUGCAACCAUCAGAGCUGAUGGCAGCAAACGUUUCCCAGGCCUUCGCUUUGCUGGUUGAAUCUUUUCGCUUCUUACUAAGGCCCCAGGAAGCAGGGAGUAAACUUCUUGGACCACACUGAGGCUGCAGCUCCUCCUGGAGAUGUGCCAAAGCAGGCAGGGGUGGGCACAAGGCAGCAUUUCAACCACCUGAGACCACAAGGGCAAAGCUCUGUUUCAGCGUGCUGGGCUGAGAGCUGCUCCCUGAGGCCAGGUGGCACGUGGCACUUCCUCAGCAAGCCACAUUGUGUCCUGCAAUCUCACAAAAACAAAUUCAUGGAGAUGCAUGCCUCUUGUCCUUCGCCAAGGUUCUCACAAUCUCCCAACUAGAACUUUAGGACACAGCAAAGGUCAGGGACUCUGAGACCAUGACCCCAAAGAUUUCAGACGCACCAUAAAGCAGUCAUGCAGACCCAAUAAUAUGGUGAGAAGCACCAUCAAAGCUCUACUUAAAUGCCCAGGGAAAAAAAAAAAAACUGAAUAACCAUCUCUUGCAGUGAAGGCCAGAAGGGCAUUGGCAAAAAUUAACUCUCUGUCAUGCCUUCUCUUAUACCAGACUCUAAGCUCCUGGUGAUAUGAUGAAAGAGGGCAAAGUAGGAGCAUGAUUUCAUGGCACUAGUAUGCCUUGAAGAAGUAGGCUGUUUGUCUUACGAUCAGAUAAAAAAGCUUUACAAGGCAAAGUGACCCAGCCACUGAGAUCACAUUGCAAACUCUACUUCAGAUUUCUAAAAUUAUAAAUUCUGUAGUUUUGUGAGAUAUGCAACCACUUGAUUGGUGGGUGCUGCUCUGAAAACAAAAAUAUUGAAGCACAGCUACUUAGUAACUGCAUUCCAUGAGGUCACAUUUCACUUCUGAACCUUAUUCCUCUGGAGUAGCUCACUUUUAGAUGUGUAUUUUUCCUGUUAUUUCCCAAAGUAGUUUCACUGAGGCCCAGAGAAAAAUCUGGUAAGGUCUAAAUCUGGGCCAUAGAGGGGGCUCUUAAAGGUAUUUUCUCUGAAACAAGCUGGAAGAGAACAUUUGCAACAAGAAAAAAAACACAUGGUCUAUGCAUUCUAGUCCUGGGUUACAGGGAUUCCAACACUGCCUUGAGAUGUGCACGCAUGUAUGUGAAGGCACAAUUUGGAUCAAGCUAAAAUCUUUGUGAGAAUUUCCCGAAAGGGAGGCGCAAUAGCAAAUUCUUUGCUCUCUCUGUCUCCUGGAUCUAGAGUUAUGCCAAAAGUUUUCCAGAACAUCAACUAAUGUUUAAGUCUAUUCUUUCUUAAAGGUUGAGGUUUGUGCCACCUUGGCAUGUUUCAGGAUUAUAAACAGGAGGCAAAAGCACAUUUUUAUGCAAAACUAACACUGAUCAAGAAUGUAUCAAGUCUUAAGCAAUGCGAAUAAAAAGAAAUGUAACAUCUGUCCUUGGAGGCUCACAGCCCAGGGAACAAGCAGCACCAGAGCCUGAUAAAUGUAGAUAAAACAACCGAACCUGACAAGUCCUCUUGGUUGAUGCCCUGGGCUUUAACAGAAUAUUUUUUAAAAGAUCAACUGAAACUAGUUUUUUUUUUUUAAAUAAACUGCAUAUCCCACCCAUAGCCAAUGUAUGCCAUUUAAAUUCAAAUAAUUACUGUUUCCAGAUCUUCUUUUUCAUUCCUCUAUAUUAAGUGUUUAGAGCUCUGGUUUCCUGAGGUCAUUUUUUCAUUUUAAUUUAAGGCUUGGCAAUGCCAUUUUUCUCUCGCCUAAGAUUAACCAUAAAGAUACAGUGCCUGGUGUGUGAAAUACAUCCUUGGGGAUUAAAUUCGCUAUCAGUAAUUUUUGUGAAAACAAAGUUUCGAACUGGUCUUAGGACUCAACAAAUCUGCCUAAUUUAAACAUAACCUGUUAAACCUGAGACACAUCCAGACAGAUGGGAUGGGGCUGUAUUCCUUAAAAGCGUUCAAAGAGAAAUAUGAAUACAAAAAUAACAAAAUCCUAACGUGAGUGAAAGAGCUUCCUUUUGCUAGUAAGGUGUAGGUACUAGCGUAACCAUUGUCUGGUGGCAGAUGUAUGCAGUUUCUGCAGCAUGAGAAGAGAGAAGGCAUGCUUUGGUAAACCCCGUUGGUACUGAUUUCUUGAAGGCCUUCUCUAAAUCAUUCUCAUUUCAGGAGUCAUUUCUCACCAGUAGCACCUCUAUAUUUUUUUAAGCUUUGCUCUCCUUAUUGCUCUAAAGUUGAUUAGUCAUUUCACCAGUGACCUUGGCUUUUAAAAAAAGUUAGUCAAUAUGAUAGAAAAAGUUUUUCAAGAUAAAUAGACAUGUUUUUCCCUCAUGUUUCCCAGCCUCUGUGAAACACUCCUAGAUUUCACAAUGCAGUUUUCAAAUACCAGAAGCCACCAGAAUGAUUAUAGUAGCGUUUCCUAAUUAAUUUUCUUAAGACCAUAUUUGUGGGACCACGUUAUAAGUAAGAUCACCCUAUAGUUACCUCAGAAACUUAGCCCCUUGAACAGAGUCCAAGAAAGACCUCUAUUUUACUGACUCCUCUGUAGCAAGAGCUCUUUCAGUGAGAUUUCAUCAUGUGGAUUUAUGAUUUGGAGGCAAGUACUUGAUUUUUUUUAAUUGUAUGCUCUUUAUUAGCACUCUGCUUCAUUUCAAGAGGACUUCAGGUGGCUAUAAAAAUACAUACAAUACAGAAAGAUUAAGUGAGGAACUGAGGCAAAUAAAAAUAGAAAUAGAAAGGAUAAGACAAGGCUAGACGUGUAUUUAGUGCACAAAUGCAGAACUUUGACAUGCACUGCUAGAUUUGCCAAUGAGGAGGCAACUUAAGACAUAAUGGAAUUGUUGGUAAUGACAACAAGAAGUGUUCCUGGAUGAUAAGAAUAUAUCCUUCCCCACGAGGGCAGAGAACUGCAAUACCAUAAUAAGCUUCAGAGCCAGAUUUUACCAACUGCAUGUGCUUGGCAUAUAGUGGAUGUUCAAUAAAUAUCUGAUCAGAUGGAUGGGUGGAUGGAUGAAUGAAGGGAAAAGGAAAUAUCAUUUAUUCAACAAUUUUUUGUGGAGAGCUUAUUAUGUGCUGUAGGGGUUCAAAUAUCGAAAAGACCUCCCUCCAUCGGAAAGAUCAUAGAGAAUGCAGCCCUUGUGUUGAGGCUUGUGGGGUGGGGAGACUUUUGCCAGGUAGAAAUGAAGGAGAUGCUCGCCAGCUGGGGGAUCAGCAUGAGUAAGGUGUAGACUGUGGCUAACAGCUGUCUCCUGACUAAUCAUUUGUACCGUGCCUCCUUCAAGGAAAGCAAGAAGCUAGUUUGACAGGAGCACAUGAUUUGUAUUUAGAACUGUAGAAAAUAAUGCUGAGAAGGCAAGUCAGGGCUCACGCACAGAUAGAUGUGAAUGUUGAACUGAGCUGGCUGGCUCUCCUUGGGUGGGGCGGCAAUGAGGAAAUGAUGAAAGUAUGAAUCAGGGAAGGCUGGACUUCAAGAAGCUGGGGCAGUGGCUUCAUCUGCCUAGCAAGGGGCUGAGAAAUUACAUACACACUCCAAGUUGAUUUAACAUACCUAAAGGGGGAAAAUACCCAUACUUAAAACAACGUAUGAUUCUUCCUUUGAAAUCCUGUCUGAUUUCAUCAACUUAGGAGACGUAUAGUCAUUUAACAUGUGGACAGACAACACAAAGUUAUUUCCCAGCCACUUUAAAAUUUUCAACAGUAAAUUUAAACAACCAAACCUAACAACAUUUUAUAUCUAUCUAACCUGAACAGUAAAAGUGCAGCUCAAGAUUUUACUCGAGUGUAAAGCCACUUUGUGAAAGGAAAGGAAUGACAGAAUUAGGUCAAGAAUCCAGUUCUCCUUCUUAGUAACAAACUAAUAGCUAAUCAAAUGUCAACAUAAUGGUCAUGAUGUGCCUGUUUAAUAAAAAGGGGGGGAAAGGUUGUUGAAUUUAAUGAUCCAUCUUUCUCUAGAACCUGUGGUUGGUCAGGAUAUAAACCUAGUAAUAUCGGGGAAACAAAGCACAAACUCCUUCAAAGAAAUGUCUUUCCCCCAUUCUGAAAAGAGUUGAUGAACCUGAACUCCUUUACAUCCCACUUGUGAAUCUACUUUACAAGGGGCUACCUCUUCUCCGCAUUAUAAAGAGAAGCCACAGGAGUUUGAGAAUCUGUCUAAAACACUGGAGGAAAUUGCUGUCCCCUUUCGCACUAGAUUUUAGGAGGGCCGAAUUGUCAGUGGAAGCCCACUGAGGGUCAGCCGCACGUUUACUAAUUCUGUGUCUCAGAUUAAAAUGUCUUGCUGGGUGGAGAUGUCAGAAUGUGUCUGAAGCCACAGUUGGGGUCAACUCACCGAGUCCUGGCGGCGGUUAACAGUCCACGCUGGGAUUUAAGCCCUCGGGCUAGUGCGCACUCCGAAGGCCAGCUUAAUUUCUUAUGCUGGAGGAAAGGGCGGAGCAAAUUCGCCGCCCUCCAAAUUCGCCACGUCGAAUUCGCACUCCAUGGUGUUUAGAACAAGACUUGUCCAGGAAGGUUUUUCUAUCUCAGAUUUCCACGGAGCCUCAGUUUCUCCCAUAUGCACGCACCUCCCGCACGCUGAGGACCCCCUGGCCUACUGGCAAAGACAGGCGCCAACUGGUAACCAGUGAUGGCGCCGCCUUGAGACAGCCAAUAAUGUGUAAGUAAACAACGCGCAAGCGCAGGACAGCGUCCCAACCCGCAGGUCCCGCCGCAAGCGGGAACUUGGAUGCUGUUUCCGCAAAGGAGUUUGCGUUUCUCAACUGGAGUGGUGAUGGCUAGCAGAAAGCCCCUUUCGUGUACAAAUUUGUUAGUCCUGUGUCUACUUUUAUUGUCUCUAAGACUUUUGAGGAGAGGCUCUUGUAAUUUUUCCCCCCUCAGGAGCAACUUUCUUUCUUAAAGGCUUUCCUUUUCUUGCCCGGCUUGAGUAACUCACUCGUCGUUCU
Messenger RNA from Orcinus orca (killer whale), 8365 nucleotides. It is a transcript of the gene SLC7A14, whose product is annotated as solute carrier family 7 member 14. The coding region runs from base 855 to 3170 and encodes 771 amino acids. Gene Ontology annotation, cellular component: plasma membrane. NCBI's taxonomy places the organism in Eukaryota, Metazoa, Chordata, Mammalia, Artiodactyla, Delphinidae. Gene Ontology annotation, biological process: amino acid transport; transmembrane transport. Gene Ontology annotation, molecular function: amino acid transmembrane transporter activity. The transcript has 8 exons. The record is from RefSeq and is a predicted model, not a curated record.